AUGAGAAACCAAUUUCUCACUUUGUUGGCAGUUUCUACAUCUGUCAAUGCCACAAACCCUUCUCUCGUUCCUCGUCAGUAUUGCGAUCCAGGCCAUAAAUUAUGCGCCGGUGGCUGCGUUCCAUCUUCCUAUACUUGCUGCGCCCCUGCUAUUGUGGGUGCAUGUCGACCUGGAACUUACUGCUACACCGGCCAGGACAACAGACCUGGCUGUUGCCCUAUCGGUGAUACCUGCCUCAUGGGCGGUAGUAAGUCUUCUGAUAAGCCCACUGCUACUGCGGAUGAGCUUGCUAACACCAAUGAAGAACCUGGUACCGUCGACGAUGGAAAAGGUGGUCCCCUCGACAACUCAGGUUUGAACGAGGACAUAGACUUGAACCCUGCGGACUAUGGACCUGGAGGCCGGUACAUAGGCCACGGAAAUUCAGAUCCGUCUACAGACUAUGGACCUCCAGACCAGUACAACAACAACGGAGCUUCAGAUCAGUAUGGCGGCGGUGGCUACGGGCCACCAGACCAGUACAACAACAAUGGAGCUUCAGACCAGUACGGUGGUGGUGGCUACGGACAGUCAGACUACAGCAACAACGGAGCUUCAGACCAGUACGGUGGCGGCGGCUACGGACAGUCAGACCAGUACAGCAACAACGGAGCCUCAGAUCAGUACGGCGGCUACGGACAACCAGACCAGUCCGGCGACUAUGGUUAUAGUGAAGAUACUGGCGAAUAUGAAGAUCAUGCAGUUGCCAGUAACCGAAUCGACGGCACUGUCGCCUAUCUCGUGGCGAUCGCUAUAGCUCUCCUCCUUUGA
This is a messenger RNA of Fusarium poae, 810 nucleotides long. RefSeq lists its product as uncharacterized. Lineage: Eukaryota; Fungi; Ascomycota; Sordariomycetes; Hypocreales; Nectriaceae. The coding region runs from base 1 to 810 and encodes 269 amino acids. The transcript has a single exon. The record is from RefSeq and is a predicted model, not a curated record.